CCUCAACUCACCUUCUCGUGAUGUUUGUUCGUCACCAACGGGAAACGUACCCAAUGAUGCCUUGAGCGCCUCCAGCUUGAUCGAAAGCGACUUUGAGGUCGUCGAGGGCGCUGGGCGCUGGGCAGAGUGUCGAUCGCUCUUGCUACUAUUCUAUUCUUGUGCCUAAUUUUUUUUUCUACUUCGAUUCUCGAUAAUAUUGUCUACUAUAUUGUUUUGACUAUUUUUAUUUUUAACUUUUUAACUUUUUUUUUGGGUUUCGCACAGCGAGGACGACUCGACUAUCACCCCCCAAAAAAUGUCAUCCCGCAACAUGCCCAACGACAGCGACCCGCUCGUGGUGGCAAACUUCUUCUUCUUUGGGUCCAUAUUUCCGGGCGCAAACCGAAGAAACCCUCAAUCUUCACCGCCGUCUGAGAACGCCGGCGGGCGACGACCUCCUGGGCCGGGGGAAUGGAAGGGGUGGCCGUGGGACUUUAGCUCGUUCCCCCACGAGGACUUUGGGCCCCAGGUCAACUACGCCAUUUGGAUGAUGACCGCCCUGUCGGCGGUGUUUCUGGCUUUGAGGGUGUACUGCAAGUUCCUCAGGCACAAGGGCUUGUGGUGGGACGACCAUGUUCUCAUCAUCAGCUGGAUAUCUCUUGUCGCGCAAACCGCGCUCAUCUCGUUCAACGUCAGCAUCGGCUACGGGCAGCACAUCUGGGACUUUAACCCCAAGGACCUGCAAACCUUUUUGCUCAUGUCCAACUCGAGCGGCUUCUUCUCCAUCCUGGCGGCCAUGCUCAGCAAGACGUCGUUUGCCAUCACGGUCCUGCGCAUCUCCGAGGGCUGGACGCGCCGCUUCGUCUGGUUCAUCAUCAUCACCAUCAACGCCACCCUGGGCUUCGCCGCCCUCGCCACCUACGUCCAGUGCACCCCGACCGAGAAGCUGUGGAGGCCCAUGCUGCAGGGCACCUGCUGGCCCAAGGAGUUCAUCAUCGACUACAACAUCUUUACGGCCGCAUACUCGGGCGCUAUGGAUAUCGUCUUGGCGCUGCUGCCGUGGCGCAUCAUUUGGAAGUUGACCAUCAACAAGAAGGAGAAGCUGGGUGUCAUGGUUGCCAUGAGCAUGGGAAUAUUCGCCGGCGCGAUAUCGUUCGCCAAGAUCGAACAGCUCCCUGCCAUCAACAAAUCCGACCUCAUCCACGGCCUCUGGCUCUCGAUCCUCGGCACCGCCGAGGCCGCAAUGACCAUCAUCGCCGCCUCCAUCCCAGUUUUGCGCGCCCUGGUCCACCACAACAGUCCGCAGCGCCACCCGGCCCCCGCCCGCUUCGUCAACAACACCGACAUGCUGUACGCCGGCGGGACGAACCUCGGCCGCAACAGCACGACCAUCACGUCUCGAUCCCGAAGCAUCACGCCACCGUCGCGUGGUCGGUUCAACAACCAGCAGAUGCAAUACCAGCCGCAUCAUCACCAUCAUCAUCAUCAGCAGCAGCAGCAGCAGUACCAAUUACAGAACGACCUGGAGCCCCCGAGCCGAUUCCAGCAUUUCAGGAGGGAUAGCUCGUCGAGCACGAGGAGCUGGGCGCAGCGGCUGCACGUGUCCAGGAGGAGGGAGAGCCCGGACGAGGAGUGGUUCUACAGGCUCGAGGCCGGGAGGCCCCCGCCGAUGGGCAAGAUCGAAGUGGCCGAGGAGGUCAGCGUCCAGUUUGAAGACUCGGGAAUUAGGCCUGUCGCCAGGGUGGAAAGAAAGGGAAGGGCGGGGAGCAGAGGCGGUGGUUAUGAUGCCAGGAGCCAGCAGCCUGGCCUUGAGCGUCAGGCGCCGCAGCAUUGGGGUCCGUUGAAGCAACAGGAUCUAGACGCUAGGAGAGGAGUACGAUGAGGUGUAUCUUUGGUCUUUGGAGCUUUCACGAACCCCCCAAUAAGUGUGAUGAACCACUGGCAGUAAAUUACCAGUCUUUGACAACAAGGCACGAGUCCUUGACAAGGAGGCUUCCGCCUGCUGGCACGCACCUCGGUCUACAUUGACUCGACAUCAGCUGGAAGAAGUCUCAAAGGCACCUGGCGAGACAGUGACCAUGUUUUAUACCGCGACCAUAUACUGGCCUCCGCUGGCACGCCAGGUCUCGCUGGGAUUCCAGCCUCCCAAGCGCCAAACUGCGAUGAGGUACGGAGUGCGCAAAAGCCGGGAUCCAGAUAACUGGAAAAUUUCAAGAAAAUAGAAGGAAUGGUUUCAAUAAACCCUUCAGCCAAGCUGGUUGGGCUGGACCUAAGUCGCAAGCCUCGUACUACCUUUCACAGCUGCUCCGCGGCUACCAUCGAGAAAAGUGGCUCGUUCCUAAUUGAAUUUGAACAAGGAUUAAAUUUCGAUGAAGAAUGGAAGAAUGUACUCUAGCAAACGACCGGUAGAUAUUCCGAAUUCCAGCCGAAGAUACAAAAAACGAAUAAAAGAACACCCUAUUGGCGCUGAGCCUGAGGGUCAUUCCCAAUCGAG
Pyricularia oryzae 70-15 is the source of this 2473-nucleotide messenger RNA. RefSeq lists its product as uncharacterized. Lineage: Eukaryota; Fungi; Ascomycota; Sordariomycetes; Magnaporthales; Pyriculariaceae. The transcript has 3 exons. Bases 296 to 1861 code for a protein of 521 amino acids. The record is from RefSeq and is a predicted model, not a curated record.